Penicillium macrosclerotiorum is the source of this 999-nucleotide messenger RNA. Its product is annotated as cyclin family protein. Lineage: Eukaryota; Fungi; Ascomycota; Eurotiomycetes; Eurotiales; Aspergillaceae. Gene Ontology annotation, molecular function: cyclin-dependent protein serine/threonine kinase regulator activity; protein kinase binding. Gene Ontology annotation, cellular component: nucleus; cyclin-dependent protein kinase holoenzyme complex. The transcript is spliced from 2 exons. The record is from RefSeq and is a predicted model, not a curated record. Gene Ontology annotation, biological process: regulation of cyclin-dependent protein serine/threonine kinase activity. The coding region runs from base 1 to 999 and encodes 332 amino acids.
AUGAAUCCUACCGCGCCGCCGGAUAUGUCGGGGAUGGACGCCUUGGGUUUGCACAUGUCGAACCCGAGCUCAAAAGCGUCCCACGCUCACCCCUAUGCCUCCUCGAUCGCCUCUUCGGCCUCUUCGUCUUCCUCGUCCGUCUUCUCGCUCGAUGCCUCGCAAAGUUCGAUCUCGUCCACGGCAACCAACCCUGUCGAUGUGAUCUGGGAAGAUGGAGAGACUCCGCUGGGGCGAACCAACCCGGGCGGUCCCGCUUGCCCUCGUGCCUUUGUAAAGGGCCUCCUGCCCAAAGCCGAUAAUGGUGUGGUGCCCCCCGAGCUUCGUAUGCAUCCUCGACGCACCGCCUGUGUCGCGAACAAUCAAGCGGCAGCGCGGCCUCCGCCUUGUCUGCUCCGACAGUCUGAGCGGAAAGUGAAUUUUGUCGAUAAUCUCGUCGAUACGGCGUCACAGAUUGUUGAAAACAUUUGGCCGCUGUCCGCCGCGGCAUCCCGUAGCGAUGCCACGACGGGCGCCAAGGGGGUUCUCCCCCUCCGGACGUUCAUUCAGGAAACGCUCCGUCGUUCGCGUACUAGCUAUAGCACCCUGCAGGUGGCUUUGUAUUAUUUGAUUAAAAUCAAACCGCACGUGCCCUCGCAUGACUUCACCAAGGAGCAACCUCGGGAUCAGUCAUCUAUGCGCGCUAUGCAGUGUGGUCGUCGCAUGUUCCUGGCGGCGCUGAUCCUCGCCUCGAAGUAUUUGCAGGAUCGCAACUACUCGGCCCGCGCCUGGAGUAAGAUCUCCGGCCUGAACACCUUGGAGAUCAACCAAAAUGAGUUGAUGUUCCUGGAAGCCGUGCAGUGGCGCUUGCACAUCUCCGAGGCGACUUUUCAGCGGUGGACCGAUCUGGUCCUGAAACUGACCCCCGGUGCCGGUGGUCCUCCGAUUGGAGAGGGUCAGUGCUGGCGGACGGUGCUCCCCGUCUCACCCCGGAAUUGGCGCCGCUCGACCUGGAGCCGAUGA